Messenger RNA from Endocarpon pusillum Z07020, 3411 nucleotides. RefSeq lists its product as uncharacterized. Gene Ontology annotation, molecular function: phosphatidylinositol-4,5-bisphosphate phospholipase C activity. The coding region runs from base 1 to 3411 and encodes 1136 amino acids. The transcript has a single exon. Gene Ontology annotation, biological process: phosphatidylinositol-mediated signaling; lipid metabolic process. The record is from RefSeq and is a predicted model, not a curated record. NCBI's taxonomy places the organism in Eukaryota, Fungi, Ascomycota, Eurotiomycetes, Verrucariales, Verrucariaceae.
AUGGCUUCUUCUGUUUCUCCAUCUCCUUCUUUACGAGCUCUCCAUGUACUUGACGGAGAGCUCCCAAGUGGCUCAAAGUCUCCUCGUUCGAGCAAGCGGCAGCUUCGCCUACAUAAUUCCAACACGUCAAUGCCUCAGAGCUUCACCAUCACUCCCGCCUCCGCUCGCAGCGUCUCAUCCUCUGCUCCAAGUCCAUACAUGAGUUCUUUGCAAUCUUCUCCUGACAUCUUGGACGGUCAGGAUUACUCAUCUCUUUUCCAGUCCCCCGCUCCGUUGGCUCUGCCCGAGUCAGCCAUAGGAAACGAUUAUGCAGUCAAGCAUACGGCAUUGAAGGAUGCGCCUGUGCCGAGUAAGCCUCCAGGAUUGAUGCGGAAGCUGUCUCACAGUGCUCGCACCGGAGUGCAGUCUACCGGACAGAAACUACGACGGAAAGCCUCUUCCUCUGCUCAUGACAAAAGAGACCAGAGCACCGGACCUAUCACCAGACGCCGUAGUGAUAGUAAGACAAGCAUGUCAAAUGGUGCUAGCACGGUGGAUUUGACUUCCCCUGAGUUCGACGAAACAAGAUCUUUAGAUGCUCAAGGAAUCUGCGGGGUCAGCGACACUGCCAGCUACACCAGUGAGCCAGUGACACCUGCCUCCUUCAACCCAGAAGGCGCUGCUCCGACGCUACCAAGUCAGUUAAUCCGGGGUUGCGAAUUGACCAAGGUCACGAAGAAUAGACGGAAGAAGCUCACCUUCUACCUCACUGAUGACGGCGCCAGGGUUUUCUGGAGUCCCUCCAAAGCUUCAAAACAGUUCUACGUGGAUGACAUUCGCGAUAUCAGAUUUGGCGACGAUACCCGACAUUAUCGCGAAGAACUAAAUGCUCUACCCAACGAAAGCGAACGUUGGUUCACCAUCCUCUAUGCCGAUCAAUCUCGUUCUAAACAGGAGAAGACCAUGCACUUAAUUGCUGAGCACAAAGAAGAUGUCACGUUGUGGAUUGACACCCUCGAGGCUCUGUCGAAACAUCGCAUUGACCUGAUGACCGGCUUGAUCGGAUCCUCAGAACGUGAGCACGUAGUUCGUGCGCAUUGGGAGCGUGAAACAGCUCGGCGAUCUAUGGGGAAUCUUCCUAAAGUUGAUGAAGAUAGCCUUGAUUUCCAAGCCAUUGAAAGCCUAUCGCGUAGCUUGCACAUCCAUUGCUCGAAAGCCAUGUUACACAAGCAAUUCGGACUUGCAGACUCGCGACAGUGUGGAAGGCUCAAUUACAGUGAAUUCAAAGACUUUGUUCGAAGACUGAAGCAGCGAGAUGACAUGAAAUCGAUAUAUUCUGCGCUUACAGAGGAUAGCGGAUCUGUCCUGACCAAAGAUCAGUUUCUAUCGUUCUUACAGAACGUCCAGGGCAUCGACACAAGCACCGAUCCUGCUAAAUGGACUUCCGAGUUCAAUCACUGGGUUCGCACCACAAACUCUAAACAAUGCAACCAUUCUGCUCAAUCAAGCCCCGGCCUCGACAUCAUGACUUUCGAGGCCUUCUCUUCUUUUAUGGUUUCUCCUGCUUGCGAUAUUUACACUGGUCAGAAACCGGAAGUCCGUUUCGAUCGACCACUCAACGAGUAUUUCAUCUCGAGCUCACAUAAUACCUACCUCCGCGGUCGCCAGUUCGCCGGCGAGUCAAGUACAGAAGCAUACAUAUCUGCACUCCGUCGCGGCUGCCGCUGUGUCGAAAUAGAUUGCUGGAAUGGUUCAGAGGGCAAGCCAAUCGUUACCCACGGCCAUACAGGCACGUCACAUGUCUUGUUUUCAGAUUGUAUCAGCGUUAUAUCUCGCUACGCUUUUGACGUCUCGCCCUAUCCACUCAUCCUCUCGCUCGAGGUCCAUUGCGAUGCUGAACAACAAGGGAGGAUGGUGCACAUCAUGAAGGACGGAUUUGGCGAAAGGCUGGUUCUCGAACCGAUCCACGAGUCCUUAAGACAACUGCCUACACCCGAGGAGUUGAAGUAUCGAAUCUUGGUGAAGGUCAAGUCUUCGGUGCCUGCAAGCGACACUACAUUGCCUCUCGACAAAUCCGAGGUCGGACGGCAACGGAGUACCAGCUCCCCAUACUCGAUACCAAGUCCACUGAACGACUCACCGUCAAUCUUAAGUCUACCGUCCUUGGCUACAGCCCCAUCAACGAGCCCACCAAGCAAUCAGUCUGGUCCUCUUUGGAGUCCAGGUCAAAGAUCAAUGACUGCUACGAGUGCAAGCAGUGCUGGAGAAGACAGUGAUAGUGCACGAGGCCGCUCAAACCGAAGCAGCAAAAGAAAGGGUAAAAAGGCGACCAGCAAAAUCACAAAGGCACUUGCAAACCUAGGCGUGUAUCUCCAAGGCUACAAGUAUCGCAGUCUCAUUGGCCCGGAGUGCGGCGAAUACAAUCACAUCUUCUCCUUGGAUGAGACAAAGGCGGGGCGGUUAUGCAGAGACGCUCUUUCCAAGGCACAAUUUGAAGACCACAACAUGCGUCACAUGUUUAGAGUCUAUCCCAAAGGCAUGCGACUGGACUCUUCGAAUUUUGAUCCCAACACCUUUUGGAGACGUGGCGUGCAGAUGGUGGCACUCAAUUGGCAGACUUAUGAUCCGUGUAUGCAAAUGAAUCAGGCGAUGUUUGCUGCCGGUGAUGAUCGCUAUGGCUAUGUCCUCAAACCAGAGUAUCUUCGACCAUCUGGCCCGGACAGCUCGACCACUGGUGAUCUGAUGACCCGGCACAGGCUGCCCAAGCAUCUGGUCAAAUUUUCUGUCGACAUGAUCUCAGCUCAACAGCUACCACGUCUUCGGGCGAUGGCCUCCGAGAACAGCAUCAAUCCCUUCGUUGAGAUCCAGAUGUUUAUUGCCGAGGAUAAGGCUCGAGGGAUUGCUACUGGCAGUGGUGGCACCGACUCUUCGUCUCGAAACGGCUACUCAGGGAUUGGCUUGCCUUAUGGGCGUAGGACCAAGGUGAUACACGACAAUGGCUACAAUCCCAUUUUCAAUGACUGCUUUGAGUUGUCCUUGGAGACUAGACAUCCGGACCUUGUUUUCGUGCGAUGGAUCGUAUGGCAUUCACCUAGCGGCAAGACCACGGCCAGCAAUUGCAGACAGCUGGCAGUGUUCACUGCUAAGCUGAGCAGUCUGCAGCGGGGAUAUCGUCAUAUACCUCUCUAUAACGGCAAUGGUGAGGAGUUCAUCUUCUCCUCCCUGUUUUGCAGAAUCAAGAAAGAGAAGUCGGUCAUUUUACCAGCAGAAGUGAGCGAGAAUGGUCGGUCUGAAAGAGCUAGGAUUAUGAAGACGGUAACUGCACUACGACGAACCCUGUCCUCUGAUCGAGAGAAUCACAAGCGGAAAGAGGCUGAAGAGCAGAAGAGAAGAGUCAUGCAGGAAUUAGUGGAGAAGACAACACUUGCUUAG